AUGCUUGGUUAUGGUCUUGUUCAAGUACCAUUAAAUAUUUAUAAUCAUGCUCGAACAUCGUAUAUGCUUUCUCAUACUCAAUUUAAAUUAUCUCAACUUUAUAAUGAAAAAAUUGAUGUUGAAGAACGCUUAGAAUCUCUUGUUGAGGAAGUAUCAAAAUUAUGUCUUGAAAUAAAAUAUAAUGAUCCAUUGCGACCAUGUCUAGAACAAAUUGUUAAAAUAAUCCCUGAACAAUAUUCUAAUCGAGUUAAAUUAACAAUGGAUGAUUAUGAAGAUUAUAGAAAUACAACAACAAAUAAUUUAACGAAUCUAACAACGGAAAAAACAUUAAUUAGAUUACAUAGACUCUUAAAAAAAAAUAAACAUAUUCAUCAUCGGGUACAAGCUUCAUGGAUACAUAUGAUUGACGAAGCUUUUUAUUUAGAAGAUAUUUUAAAUAAUGAAAACAAUGCCAAUUGUUCAUUUGUUAAACAAAGUCCACUGCCAAGAUCUUGGUUAAGACAAAAAUUAUUUGAUGAACAUCCAGUUUUAGAAUGGUAUACAUUUUGUCUUAUACGUCCUUGGGCUCUUCGUAUUCUUGGCAUAAGUUUAGGUUGUUUAUCAACAAUAGUUAUCUGGUCUGAAAUGACAUUUUUUAGUACGAAUCCCGUUUUGUCCAUAUUUGCUCAUAUCGCUUAUUUAUGUUUAUGUGCAUAUUAUACAAUAUUUCGUAUUCGUAUAUUUAAUUAUUUUUAUUUAUCACUUUAUCAUUUAACUGAUGAAAAUAGUUUAAUUUUUGCUGCAACAUUUUUGUGUCGUUUAACAGCUCCGCUUAGUUAUAAUUUUCUUGGUUUGAUACAUAUGGAUCAAACGAUGAUAAAAAAAACUGCUCGAACAGAAACUAUUUUUACAACGAUAAUGGGUGGUAUGAAUGUCAUUCCAAUAAUUUCCAAGGGCUUUAAUUUUUAUUUUCCAAUGUUAAUAUGUAUAUUAUGUGUUGGAACAUAUUUUCGACUUGGUUCUCGAUGUUUACAUAUAUUUGGUAUUCAACAAUUUUUUGAUGAUGAUGAUAUAUCAGCUGAAUAUGUUGAAGAUGGAAAAAGUUUAAUGAGAAAAGAACGAAGAAAUUAUGGUGGAAGCGAAACAUUAUCAACAAUGGCAAAUACAACAACACCUACUCAACGACGUGAUAGAAGAAGAGAAUUAGAAGAAAAAUAUGGACUCCGAUCAACAACGACAAAUAUGAGGACAUCAACAUCACGAGACGAUUAUUUUCAGGAUCUUAAAUCAGAAACUCGUCAAUUAAGACCACCAUCAAUGUCAGAAGAACCAUUGAUAAGUCUUAAUAAUAAUCAAACAGUCUCUUCGAAUGCGAUAAUACCAUCAGGUAAAGAAUUCUAA
Messenger RNA from Rotaria sp. Silwood2, 1380 nucleotides. NCBI's taxonomy places the organism in Eukaryota, Metazoa, Rotifera, Eurotatoria, Philodinida, Philodinidae. The record is from the annotation of a GenBank genome assembly.